Messenger RNA from Protomyces lactucae-debilis, 2355 nucleotides. Its product is annotated as WD40-repeat-containing domain protein. Lineage: Eukaryota; Fungi; Ascomycota; Taphrinomycetes; Taphrinales; Protomycetaceae. Gene Ontology annotation, molecular function: protein binding; U3 snoRNA binding. The transcript has a single exon. The record is from RefSeq and is a predicted model, not a curated record. Gene Ontology annotation, cellular component: nucleolus; small-subunit processome; 90S preribosome. Gene Ontology annotation, biological process: endonucleolytic cleavage in 5'-ETS of tricistronic rRNA transcript (SSU-rRNA, 5.8S rRNA, LSU-rRNA); endonucleolytic cleavage to generate mature 5'-end of SSU-rRNA from (SSU-rRNA, 5.8S rRNA, LSU-rRNA). Bases 1 to 2355 code for a protein of 784 amino acids.
AUGCCAUUGAAGACAUCUUUCGCAGUUGAGAGACAAGUCGAUGUCGUUUACGCUGGUGGGCCUGUUACCGCAGGUGGUCAUCUACUCGCUUCUAGCCUGGGGCAAGAUGUGGCCAUCAGCAACCUCGAGACGGGCGAGCAUGUGCUCAAGAUCAAAGGUGACUCGGAAGUACUUACUUCCAUGGUCAUGACAAAAGAUGGCAGUCAUCUCAUCACUUGCUCACGGUCGUUGCUCAUGCGCGUAUAUAGCUUACCUGAAGGCAAGCUCCUUCGUCAAAUGAAGGCGCAUGAAUCACCAGUCAUUACAAUGGACACAGACUCUACCUGUACUCUAGUAGCGACCGGUGGUGCUGAAGGAACCGUCAAAGUCUGGGACAUCCGAGGUGGUUUUGUGACACACAGCUUCAAGGGCCAUGGCGGUGUCGUCAGUGCACUCAAAUUCUAUGGUGUUGCAGGUGGCCAGACCUGGAGACUAGCGAGUGGUGCUGAUGAUUGCAAAGUACGGAUUUGGGAUCUCGUUUCAAGCAAGUGCUUAGCAGUGCUGGACGGACACUCGUCCGUCAUCCGUGGACUUGACUUUAGUGCAGCAGGGGACAGGGUCAUCAGUGGUUCGCGCGAUCAAAUCAUGACGGUUUGGGACAUUAAAAGCAAAAAAGCGACUGCCUCAAUACCAGUCUACGAGUCGAUUGAAUCGCUUGGCUUCUUGCAAGCUGGAUCUCUAGACACACAGGAUGAAUUGAUCUACCUCGGUGGAGACAAGAACAGAGUGCGCAUCUUCAAUCUUGCCACAAAAAAUGAGGUCGGUGGCACGGUAGAACAAGAGCAGACGACCGAGACGGUCAUUUUGCAAAUUCUUUACAUGCCGACACUCGAGUCUCUCAUUACAGUGCGGUCAAAUCAAACAAUCAUCAUCAACAGCGUCAAGGAGAAGACUCUGCCGCAAAUUCGACAAGUGAUUGGACAAUUUGAUGAGAUUAUCGACUGCUGCUAUGUACUUGACGAUCGGAAACUGGCCAUCGCAUCCAACAGCGAAGAUGUCCAUUUGCUUGACAUUGCAACAAACGAUGUCGAGGUACUCGCUGGCCACUCUGAGAUUGUCUUGACUAUGGACCGCAGCCAGGAUGGUCGUUUUCUCGUAACGGGCGCCAAGGACAAUUCUGCGAAACUGUGGCAUCUUGAACAGCAAAAGUGCAUCAUGACAUUCACUGGCCACACUGAGUCUGUUGGUGCUGUUGCAUUACCACGCACGCCAAAUGAAGAUGCGGAUGCAUUACCAGACUUUGUGUUGACAGGCGCACAGGAUCGAACGAUCAAAUGCUGGGACCCAGCGAGUGGCGGGAAGCGUUCACGAUGGACGAUCAAGGCACACGACAAGGACAUCAAUGCCAUGGACGUUUCACCCAACGACAAAGUCUUUGCAUCUGCUUCACAAGACCGGCUCUGCAAGAUUUGGGAUCUCGAGACGGGUGAAAUUCAGGGCAUCUUGAGGGGUCACAAGCGUGGCGUUUGGACCGUUAAUUUCAGUGCAUUCGAUAAGAUCAUCGCUACUGGUUCUGGUGAUCGCUCUGUGAAGCUAUGGAGCUUAUCUGAUUACUCUUGCCUACAGACAUUUGAGGGCCACACCAACAGUGUCCUGAAGUGUUUGUUCAUGAGUGCGGGUCAACAACUCGCAACUGCAGGCGGAGAUGGCCUUGUCAAGGUAUGGACACUCAAGUCUGGUGAAUGUGAAACGACACUCGACAAUCAUGAAGAUCGAGUUUGGUCGCUGGCCCUGCGUGCAGACGAUCGCGUACUCGUCUCUGGAGCAGGUGACAGUGUGAUUACAUUUUGGGCAGAUACAACAGAGCAAGAAAUGGUGAAACGCGAACGUGCUCGAGAGGUAUUGGCGGAUAAAGAACAGCAACUAUCAAAUCAUGUACAAAACAAGGACUGGCGGAGCGCGAUUGCAUUAGCCCUGUCACUUGAUCGACCAUCAAAGCUGCUUGGUUUAUUCAUGCGUGUCAUGGAGGAACGUGCAGAGUCAUCGGUGAAGGAUACUGCUGAUGCCUCAAGUAUUCUCGGAUUGGCAGCAGUCGACGAAGUGGUGGCGACCUUGUCAAAGGUACAACUGCAGCGCCUUUUGCUUCGUGUACGAGACUGGAAUGCGAAUGCCAAGACGGCGCCAGUUGCUCAGCAUAUUUUGCAUGUUGUGGUCAAAUCAUACCCGACUGAUGUCUUGCUGUCGCUUGAGAACCUCAAGGGCAUAUUAGAUCCUUUGGUUGCGUACGGCGAGCGGCAUUAUCAGCGUAUGAAUGAGCUAUUGUCGGAGAGUUAUCUGGUUGACUACACACUACGGGAAAUGUCAAUUCGUAGCUAG